Pogoniulus pusillus (Red-fronted tinkerbird) is the source of this 3489-nucleotide messenger RNA. RefSeq names its product AAR2 splicing factor (gene AAR2). Bases 16 to 1176 code for a protein of 386 amino acids. The transcript is spliced from 3 exons. NCBI's taxonomy places the organism in Eukaryota, Metazoa, Chordata, Aves, Piciformes, Lybiidae. Gene Ontology annotation, biological process: spliceosomal tri-snRNP complex assembly. The record is from RefSeq and is a predicted model, not a curated record.
CGGAGCGGCGGGGCCAUGGCGGCGCCGCGGCUGCAGCCGGAGCCGGAGCUGGCUCGGGAGCUCUUCUUCGAGGGCGCCGCGGUCGUGAUGCUGGGCGUGCCGGAGGGCACCGAGUUCGGCAUCGACUACAGCAGCUGGGCCGUGGGCCCCCGGUUCCGCGGCGUCAAGAUGGUCCCGCCGGGGGUGCACUUCGUGCACUGCAGCGCGGUGCGGGCGGGCGGCGGGCGGGAGGCAGGGCCCCGCACCGGCUUCUUCCUCAGCCUGCAGCGGCGGGAGGUGCGGGUGCUGCGCUGGGACGCGGCCCGAGAGGCGCUGGUGCCGGCGGCGGCGGGCGCGGGGGAGGCGGAGGCCUUCCGGGAGCGGCUGCCGGAGCUGGACCCGUGCCUCGGGCCCUACCCGUACGGGGCGCUGAAGAAGUGGAUCUCCCUCACCAGCUUCAUCGGCGAGGCGGCCGUGGAGAGGCUGCAGCCGGAGAGCGGCCAGAUCUGCGCCUUCGCCGAGGUGCUGCCGGUGGCGGCCGGGCGGCACAGCCGGGAGCGGGCGGAGCAGCGCCUGCCGCCCGUGGACACCGAGUGCCGCAGCUACGCCGAGGGCAUGGCGAGGCUGCCCCGCAUGGAGCCCCGCGCCGGCACCCGCAUCAGGUUCACCGAGCUGCCCCAGCAGAUGUACCCGGACGGCGCCAGCCCGGCGGAGAUCACCAGGCACAGCAUGGACCUCAGCUACGCCCUGGAGCGGGUGCUCCGCCAGCGCUACGCCGCCCGGCCCCUGGAGCUGCUCGCUGAGCUGCAGUUUGCUUUCAUCUGCUUCCUGAUCGGCAACGUGUACGAUGCCUUCGAGCACUGGAAAAGGCUCUUGAACAUCCUCUGCCGCUCUGAGGAGGCCCUGGGGAAGUACCCAGAGCUGUUCAGCAGUCUCAUUUCUGUGCUCUAUCACCAGCUCAAUGAAAUCCCAGCUGAUUUCUUCGUGGACAUUGUCUCCCAGGACAACUUUUUAACCAGCACCUUACAGGUGUUUUUCUCCUGCAGCUGCAGUGAUGCUGUUGCUGCACCCCUAAGGACCAAGGCUGAGAAGUUCAAGGCUCACCUCACAAAGAAGUUCAAGUGGGACUUUGAGGCAGAGCCUGACGACUGCGCUCCUGUCGUGGUCGAGCUUCCCGAGGGGGUGCAGGUGGACUGAGUGAGAUGCCCACUUGGGAACCACCACCAGCUCCUUCUCCACAUCCUCUCCAACCCUGCCAGCUUCCUAAAGCCUGUGUCUGUAGCUGAUUUCUCUUUCUGCUGCAGAAGCAGCUGUGGAACACCCAGGAGGAUUUGUGCCUGUGUGAGGAGAGAGGAUCCCCAGAGGGGUCUGAGCGUUGCCACUUGGCUGCUUGGACACCUCGGGUACAACCCCAGCUCUGCUGCAGCAUCUCCUCAUUCUCUGCUCAGCUGCUCCCUGCUCCCUUCUCUCCUCCUGGGCUGGAGCUGACACUAUGCAGAGCAGCUGUGGUGUACACUUGCAGCCUUUGCUGCUUCCUGAGCGAGGAGUGUGAGCCCCACGAGUGCUGAAGGCAGCUCCUGAAGCCAGGCUGUGGGCUGGGAAGUUGUGCACUGCAGGGCUGUGACCACAGCUGAGGCCAACUUGUGCUGGGUGCUCCUGCUGCUUCCUGUGACUCACUGCAGGGCUCAGAGCCACAGCCCAGGUCUCAAACCCCUGCCACUGAGCUCCCUUGUUCCUGCCAGGCUGCUGAAGGCUUCUGUGGUUGCUGCCUGCCAUGAAGGGAAGGUAACAGUUUGGUAACCAGCAGUGGGAGUUAGUGGGCAGUAGGCACCCGAGUCUUGAAGCAGGAGGCUGCUGGAACACUGCAGCAGGUUAAUGCCCAGCCCUGGAGAUACCCAAGGUGAGGCUGGACAGGGCUGUGGGCAGCCUGCUCUAGUGCAGGGGGUUGGGCUGGGUGAGCUUUGCAGGUCCCUUCCAGCCCAUUCUGUGCCUGUGAGGGUCAGCAUGAGAUGAAAGCUCAGCCUUGGCCAUGGUCUGGAUCCUCUCUGGAGCUGGCACUGGGCACCCUGCCUGCUUCACUGCUCCACAGUGCCCACGGGCAGGCUGCAAGGGGACUUGUGGAGCUCCUGCAGAGCUGCACAGGGCCUGGGGCCUGCCAUGCACCCUCCCAGCUGCUGGACUGGGACUGUGCCUGUGUGUCCUUGGGAGCUCAGAAUCACUGUCCAGGGAGCCCUGCCCCCAGAGAACAUCCCUGUCAGUGCCCCCUGGGUUGUGUAGCCAACCCUUGGUGUGGUGCAGGGAGCUGCCCAGGCACUGCUGCCUUCCCAGUGGCCAGUUGGGACAAUCCAUUUGAAAUGAAUGUGCCCAGCUUGGGUGCAAGGUGGCUGGAUGCAAGGUGGCACUGCAGGUUGCUGGCUCUUGGCACCAACCCUGGUGCUGGUUCUGUUGCUGUGGAGCAGCAAACUCAGCUGAGCACAGCUUAGGUGUUGAGAUGCCAACUCCAUGCCAUGGCUCAGCUGCACACUGAGGGGAGAGGGAGGCUGGCACACAGCAGCUGCAUACUGAGGGGAGAGGGAGGCUGGCACACAGCAGCUGCACUCUGAGGAGACAGGGAAGCUGGCACAGCAGCUGCACACUGAGGGGAGAGGGAGGCUGGCACACAGCAGCUGCACACCGAGGGGAGAGGGAAGUGGCACACAGCAGCUGCACACUGAGGGCGGAGGGAGGCUGGCACACAGCAGCUGCACACUGAGGGCAGAGGGAAGCUGGCACACAGCAGAUGCACACUGAGGGCAGAGGGAAGCUGGCACACAGCAGCUGCACACCGAGGGGAGAGGGAAGCUGGCACACAGCAGAUGCACACUGAGGGCAGAGGGAAGUGGCACAGCAGCUGCACACUGAGGGCAGAGGGAAGCUGGCACACAGCAGCUGCACACAGGGCAGAGGGAAGCUGGCACACAGCAGCUGCACACCGAGGGGAGAGGGAAGCUGGCACAGCAGAUGCACACUGAGGGGAGAGGGAAGCUGGCACAGCAGCUGCACACCGAGGGGAGAGGGAAGUGGCACACAGCAGCUGCACACUGAGGGCAGAGGGAGGCUGGCACACAGCAGCUGCACACUGAGGGCAGAGGGAAGCUGGCACAGAGCUGCUGCACACUGAGGGCAGAGGGAGGCUGGAGGGGAGCUGGCCCUGCUUGGCCCUGUGCUUGCUGAUCACUUGGGCAGCAGCUGUGGCAUGAGCACUGCCUGCCCCAGGCGCAGUGCACGCUGCAGUGGCAGUGCCAAGCCCAGGGUGGGUCCCUUGCCGCCUGCGAGCUGCUCUUCCGUUUGCUCCUUUCCCCAGCGGCUCGGGGGGCAGCGUCUGGGCAUCCCCCGAGCCUGGAGCUCCUCACCCUGCCUGGGGCCUCGGUGCUCUGUGGCGCCCAGCAGUUGGCCCUGGGCGCUCCAGGGCUCUGGAAUGUGCUUCCCUUUGUUUCCCAGUGCCGAAAUAAAGGCUGUGAGUGUCCCGUC